This is a messenger RNA of Trichosurus vulpecula (common brushtail), 723 nucleotides long. RefSeq names its product formyl peptide receptor-related sequence 7-like. Gene Ontology annotation, cellular component: plasma membrane. The record is from RefSeq and is a predicted model, not a curated record. Gene Ontology annotation, molecular function: complement receptor activity; N-formyl peptide receptor activity. NCBI's taxonomy places the organism in Eukaryota, Metazoa, Chordata, Mammalia, Diprotodontia, Phalangeridae. The transcript is spliced from 3 exons. Gene Ontology annotation, biological process: positive regulation of cytosolic calcium ion concentration; phospholipase C-activating G protein-coupled receptor signaling pathway; inflammatory response.
AUGGCUACAAGCCGAGAUGACCUCCAACCUGGGCAUGUGGGCAAUGGGUUGGUCAUCUGGGUGACCGGCUUUCGCAUGCCCCAAAACAUCACCAAAAUCUGGUUCCUCAACCUGGCUGUGGCUGACUUCACCUUCACUGCCUUUCUACCAAUAAAUGUAGCUGCUUUAGCCUAGGGCCACUGGCCUUUAGGUUGAAUAGCCUGUAAGCUCUACCAUACCUUCAGUAUGCUUAAUAUGUCUGCCAGUGUCUUCCUGUUGACCCUGGUUUCCUUAGAUCGAUGUGUAUGCAUCCUCCAGCCUUUAUGGGCCCAGAACCACCGCACACAAUGCCAGGUAGUCGUGAUGGCCACUGGGAUCCUGAUAGUGGUGGUCAUAGCCUUCUUCCUCUGCUGGCUCCCUCUGCACCUAGUGACCAUCCUGGUGCUGAUCAGCAAUCUGAAGAACAACCAGGGCCAUGGCCUGCUUUAUUACUGGGCGAUGCCAGCCUUCACCCUGGCCAGUGCCAAUAGCUGCCUCAACCCGAUCCUCUACUCCUUCAUUGGAAAGAACUUUUGUCAUCAUCUCCUCAGCUCCAUGACAGUCGCUCUGAAGCAGGCCCUGGAGGAGGACUCUAAACCUGGCAGGCCUGCUGGGAUCAAGGCCUCUGAACUCCAGGAAAGUCAGCCCCCAAGGGCCAUGCCUUCGAGUACCCAGCAUAAGAGCCUUGCUCCUCUUGAUCCAUGA